AUGUGUGAUCCUUCAUCGAGCGGGCACAAGAUCGAGCAUUCAUGUCUUCUGGGCAUCUGGAGCACAAGAAAACAUCGGCGCUACAUCCAGACUAAGCUAGAUGAUCGGAGAAAACCUCAACACCGACGUCUUCAAUUCGCAUCAUCGAUCACACAUGUCGUUAGUGAACCGUUAGGAUGCAUCAAUGACCUUCUCAACCCAAGUCACUUGAGGUUCCUUCUUACGUUCUUCAUGCCUACAAUGGACCGUCACGCGCGGGCUGUGGCUCAAGUAGCUUCAAAAGUAAAAGACUACUUCACACGCAAGGAGCCCUUUCGAAUUUCCCACGGCUCAACGAACAGCACGCGACCAAAUGUCAAGAAACGCGUCGUGGAUAUCAGUUCCCUCAACAAUGUAGUCAAAGUCGAUAAGUCGACACGUACAGCACUCGUCGAACCAAACGUACCUAUGGACAGGCUUGUGGAAGCAACUCUUCCGCAUGGCCUUGUGCCGCCCGUUGUCAUGGAAUUUCCUGGAAUCACAGUGGGAGGCGGAUAUGCAGGGACGGCAGGCGAGAGCAGUAGUUUCAAGUAUGGAUUCUUUGAUCGAACCAUCAACGAAGUCGAAAUGGUUCUUGCAGAUGGUGAAGUUGUGAAAGCUAGCGAGAAAGAGAAUCGGGAUCUGUUUCGUGGGGCAGCAGGAGCGGUGGGCACUUUAGGCGUUACCACGCUUGUGAACUUGAAGUUAGUCGAGGCGAAGAAAUUUGUCAAGACUACAUACUAUCCUACACGCAGCGUGUCUCAAGCGGUGAAGGAAGUCAGAGAGCAAACAAAGGGUGAAAAUGGAGAAUCGAAUGACUACGUAGAUGGUGUUUUGUUCAGCAAAAAGCAUGGAGCAAUCAUCACCGGCGAAAUGACAGACGAGCUUCCCCCAAACACCAAGCCACAGACUUUCAGUCACCCCUGGGACCCAUGGUUCUACCUUCACGUCGAAUCUCUCACUCGCUCUUCCACCUCGCCCAUUGUCGAAUACAUCCCGCUGGCAGAGUACAUGUUCCGCUACGACCGGGGCGGCUUCUGGGUCGGUCGGUCCGCCUUCAACUACAUGCGUUUCCCCUUCAACAAGUAUACCCGUUGGUUCCUGGACGAUUUCUUGCACACACGGAUGCUGUACCGCGCACUUCACGCUUCUGGGAUAGCAACGCGGUAUAUUGUACAAGACAUGGCGCUUCCAUAUCCCAAUGCGGAGAAGUUUAUCGAUUACACCGACAAAACAUUCGACAUCUGGCCAAUCUGGCUGUGUCCGCUCAAGCAGAGUGAGCAGCCGACUAUGCAUCCUCACACAAAGGGCGAGCUGAAGGACGACCAGAUGCUCAAUAUUGGGCUUUGGGGUUUUGGACCAAAGAACCCGAAAACGUACCUCGAGAAGAAUCGCGCUCUGGAGAAGACACUGGGUAAAAUGGGGGGUAUGAAAUGGUUGUACGCACAUACGUACUACAGCAAAGACGAGUUUUGGGCACAGUUCAACCGCACAUGGCAUGAGGACCUCAGGCGCAAGUACAGAGCCGAAACAUUUCCUGGUGUAUAUGACAAAGUGCAUGUCGAUAUCGAGAAGCACAUGCAGAUGACGAAUAAGGAUUGGGGAAUGCGUCUGAGGAACGUCUGGCCGCUUGGGGGUUUCUGGGGUAUUUGGAAGUCGAUCAAAAGUCGAGACUACGAGAUUCACCGAAACUCGACUUGGAAGUGGAAAGGCUGA
Molecule: messenger RNA, 1734 nt
Organism: Dothidotthia symphoricarpi CBS 119687
Lineage: Eukaryota; Fungi; Ascomycota; Dothideomycetes; Pleosporales; Dothidotthiaceae
Product: 24-dehydrocholesterol reductase-like protein precursor
Exons: 2
Coding region: 1-1734 (577 amino acids)
Biological process (GO): steroid metabolic process
Cellular component (GO): membrane; cytoplasm
Molecular function (GO): Delta24(24-1) sterol reductase activity; FAD binding
Source: RefSeq, a predicted model, not a curated record